Molecule: messenger RNA, 537 nt
Organism: Adineta steineri
Lineage: Eukaryota; Metazoa; Rotifera; Eurotatoria; Adinetida; Adinetidae
Source: the annotation of a GenBank genome assembly
AUGAGUCUAUUGAAAUCAAUCCAUGAAAUUGAUACACGACAAAAUCCAACAUUAACUGUAUUUGAUGGAUCUGGAGAUGAUGAAAGUAAAUUAGCAAAACAAUUUUGGAGUUCAGUCAUACUUAUGCCACCUGUUGAAUCAACAUUAACAUGUAAAGAAAUUAAACAACGUGCACAAACUCGAUCACUCAAUGAUGGAAAUAAUAAACCAAGAUAUACUACGGCUAUGUCUAAAGCUAUGCAAGAAAAAGCAAUGCGAGACAAAGAAUAUGAUGAAAUUGCUGUUUUAAAAGAAGCUGACGAUCAAGGAAAACGAUUGCAAGCUGCACGAGAACGACAAUUACAAGUACGUCAACUUUUUUAUAAACAAGCAACAACUAAUCGAAUCAAAAAUCAAGAAUGGGCAAUGCCACCUAUUAAUAAUUACCCUAUGAAUACUAAUCAACAUGGAACAGGAAUGUAUUAUGGAGAAGAAAUAGACAAUGAAUAUAAUAAUGAUGACAAUGAUCGACAAUUAGUUUAUUCUUUACCAGAUUAA